AUGGGUGAUUUAGGCCACAUAGAGUCAGAGGCACGACCGGACCUCACUUUGUCUAGUGAAUCAAGAUUCGCUGCAACAUGGCAUAAGCAAUACUUGAAUACGCAAUUAUUUUCGACCGAUGUACUGGUAGUGGGUGGUGGUCUGGGUGGAGUGGCUGCUGCGUUAGGCGCUUUGCGCAGAGGACGACGAGUCGUCCUGACCGAGGAGUACGAAUGGUUAGGAGGUCAAUUGACCAGCCAGGCUGUCCCACCUGACGAACAUACCUGGGUCGAGCAGUUUGGCGUCACUCGUUCUUAUCGAGCAUUGCGUGAUGGCAUUCGGCAAUACUACCGUGAUCAUUAUCCCCUGACGGAGGAAGCCAGAAAACGACCGCAGCUCAAUCCUGGUGCUGGGCAUGUCAGCAAACUCUGUCAUGAGCCUCGCGUUGCUGUAGCUGUAAUCGAUGCUAUGCUAUCACCAUUCCUUGGCUCGAGGCAGCUUUUGAUCAAGAGGCGGACGAAGCCGAUCUCAUGUCGGAUGGAAGGCAGCCAGAUUCGUGCGGUCGAGUUCCGCCAUCUCGACACUGGGACCACAUUCACAGUCCAGGGGGACUACGUGAUUGAUGCGACGGAAUUAGGAGACCUGCUUCCAAUGAGCAAUACUCCGUACGUGACAGGUUUCGAAUCCAGGAAAGAAACUGGUGAGCCGAGCGCACCUGAAGAAGCCCAGCCAGACAACUCGCAAGCUGUUUCCAUCUGCUUCGCCGUCGAUCACACUGAAGGGGAAAAUCAUACCAUUCCCAAGCCAGCGACAUACGACUAUUGGCGCAAAUGCCAACCCGCCUUCUGGGGUGCACCUCUCCUUGGCCUGGUUGCGCCGCAUCCACGAACGCUGGAACUAGUUGAGCGUGAAUUCACGCCUAACCCUAAUGACGACCCUGCACUGGUCUUCGCCGACCAACGGCGGUCUGGCGGAGACAUGAACUUGUGGACCUUCCGCCGUAUCGCAGCCCGCGACAACUUCAAACCAGGAGCCUAUCAGUCCGACAUCUGCCUAGUGAAUUGGCCAAUGAUCGACUACUUUGAGCAGCCCAUAAUCGACGUCCCCGAGCGUGACUUUGAAGAGCGGCUUACCGGAGCGGCCUCGCUAUCCUACAGCAUGCUCUACUACCUUCAAACUGAAUGUCCACGAGCAGACGGGAGCGGCAAAGGCUAUCCGGGUCUGCGACUUCGAGGCGACGUCAUGGGUACUGAGCAUGGACUUGCCAUGGCGCCGUAUAUUCGGGAAAGCCGGCGUAUCAAAGCCCUUACGACGAUCCUGGAGCAAGACUUGUCAUUGGAAGUACGUGGCGACAAGGGAGCUGUGCAGUACCCCGAUAGCGUUGGCGUCGGCAUGUACCGAAUCGACCUACACCCUUCCACUGGUGGAGACAGUUAUAUCGAUGUCGCAUGCUGUCCGUUUCAGAUUCCUCUCGGGGCACUCAUCCCACAGCAACGGAGUAAUCUCCUCGCCGGCUGCAAGAACAUUGGCACCACGCAUAUCACGAAUGGGUGCUAUCGUCUGCAUCCGGUGGAAUGGAACAUUGGCGAGGCUGCUGGGUUGUUGGCAGCGCACUGCUUGGAUACGGGUUUCCAUCCACAAGAGGUACAAGGAAAGAAAGAUCUCUUCGAUCAAUUUCACCAGAUCCUUCUAUCAGAAGGCAUUGAGACGUCUUGGCCCGAUGUCUCGGGUUAUUAG
This is a messenger RNA of Exophiala bonariae, 1716 nucleotides long. RefSeq lists its product as uncharacterized. The transcript has a single exon. NCBI's taxonomy places the organism in Eukaryota, Fungi, Ascomycota, Eurotiomycetes, Chaetothyriales, Herpotrichiellaceae. Gene Ontology annotation, molecular function: L-aspartate oxidase activity. The record is from RefSeq and is a predicted model, not a curated record. Gene Ontology annotation, biological process: NAD+ biosynthetic process. The coding region runs from base 1 to 1716 and encodes 571 amino acids.